Molecule: messenger RNA, 3289 nt
Organism: Mus musculus (house mouse)
Lineage: Eukaryota; Metazoa; Chordata; Mammalia; Rodentia; Muridae
Product: predicted gene, 39003
Exons: 2
Coding region: 774-1727 (317 amino acids)
Source: RefSeq, a predicted model, not a curated record
UCCUUCUUUCCUUCCCUUGUGGCCAGGGCCUGGGGUUUCCCCCUUGCCUGUCAUUAACUAGGAAGUACGAGGAGCUGUGCUGAAAAGCUGAUCCCUAAUUCUACUUCCUGACUCAGGCACCGCCCUCAGUGUCUCACUCUCUCAGGCCUCAGGGUGCUGUCUGUGCUGAAGAAGGGCUUGCAGGGCUGAUGGGUCCCCUCCUCCUUCCUCCCCCUCGACUGUGAGAAAAUACAGGCUGGGAAAGACAACUCUGGCUGUGACUUCAUUCAUGGAGGUGGAGUCUCAGGGUCUAGGUUUAGAGUGAGGAGUGUGUGGCCCUCAGACAGAGGCCACCAGGCACUGACAUAGCAGUCCCAAGUGUGCAGUGUGACAGCUGCACAAGGGGAGAUGGGACGAGAGGUGAGGGCCACCAAGGCCUUGUUUCAUGCCAUGCUGGGGAUGAACACAGCCACACUGUAGGUGAGCACUCAGCCAUGCCCCUACUCCUAAGCCCCCAGACUUUUCAGUAGCUCUGACAGGGGGAACCUGUUAUCCUCACUUUACCCAGGAUGAAGUGGGGGUCUAUGCAGUUUCCAUAAUGUACCUGAGGCUGAGAGUGGACCCUCUCUGUCCCUGGACACAGAGCACUCGGGGGCUGAUGGGUGGAUGAGCAGGUACGGAAGGGGCCCCAGGAGGAGGAAGGUGCCUGUGUCACAGUGUUUACAGGGUCAGGGUGGAUGAAAUGGAACUGAGCUCAAAGGAAGGGUGUGCUGUCUCAUGGUUGUAGACCCACCAUGCAAGUGGGUUAUGGGACAUUGCAGACCAGCCUGGGCUAUAAAACAGAACUCUACUUUAGUCCCCCCCCCCAUCCCCCCUUACACACAGUUGGCAAAGUGCUUGCCCAGUUGGCAGGAGGGCCAGAGUUUGAUUCUCAGAAUCCAUUAAAAAGAAAGAAAGAAAGAAAGAAAGAAAGAAAGAAAGAAAGAAAGAAAGAAAGAAAGAAAGAAAGAAAGAAAGAAAAAGCCAGGUGUGGUGGCAGGUGUUUGUCACUUCAGGAUGGGAAUCCCUGGAGCUCACUACCCGGGGAGCCUGGCCUGACAGCUGAGCAUGAAGCACUGAGAAACUCCCCCUCACAGGAUGUGGCCACUACCAGAGAAUGGUGUCUCAAGUUGUCCUCUGGCCUCACAGACACACCAUAUACCACACACACAACACACACCAUACACACUAUACACCACACUCCAUACACAUAUACACAUACAUUCCACACACACCUUAUAGCAACACACUACACAACACACAUACAACACUACACACACACACAUACAGCACACAUACAUAAAACAUACACACAGACCACACCACAUGCAUAUACACACAUACACACACCACACACACUCCACACAUAUACACACAUACACUACACACACAUACAUCACACACACAACACACUCCACACAGAUACACACAUACCACAUACUUAUACCACAGACACACCACACACACCAUACACAUACACACUCACACACAACACAGACACACAACACAUACCACACACACAACACACACUACACAACACACAACACAAUCCACAAAUAUACUUACAUACACUACACACAUACACACACACACACACACACACACACACACACACACACACACACAAGAACUCAGGGGUGGGCCUGGGAAACUUCAGUUGGGGAAGUGGUCACAGCCUCCCAGCCCACCCCCCACACUAUAUAAACUAGGCGUGGUGGCACUUUUUUGUCAUCCCAGCCUUUAGGAGGUAGAGACAGAAGAAUCAGUUUUUCCGAGCCUGUCUUCUGCAAUGCAGUGAGGUCAGGACCAGCCUGCGGUAAAUGAAGCCCUGCCUCAAAGAAGAAAAAGAAGGGGACGGAGGAGAAGCAGGCCCACUUCUAAUCACAAGGGUUGAUUCUGGAGCAGUGGGAAGAUGCGGCAUGGAUAUUUCCAAUUGCAACUGAGAAGUGAGCAGUCUUUCUUUAGUGCCAGCUAUCACCGUGCUGGGACCAGAAGCAAGGCAAGUACUCUUGGCUGGAGCCUUACAGCCCAGUUCCCCAACCCCUCUGCUGCAGUUUGUAAUAAGCGCACAGCACCCCAGAGCGCAAGCAUCCAGCCAUUUAACUAGUCUCUUCUUGAUGACAUGAAUAGUAAGCUUUUUAUCGAACCACAUUAGAAACCAGGCCUGUGAUACAUCUAUGUAGUCUCAGCACUUUGGAGAUGGAGUUCAAGGCCAGCUUGAGAUGCAAGUGAGAAUCUAUUUCAAAAACCCUAAACCAAGCCAAAUCUAGUGGUACAGGCCUGGCAGCUCAGAUCCUCAAGUAGGCAAGAGGCAGGAGGAUGACAAGCUUACAGUGUGCCUAGGUUAUAGAGUGGGUUCAAGGCCAGCCUGGACAACUGAGUGAAACCCAUCUCAAAAUAAAAAGUGACAGAGGGCUGGAGAUGCCUAGAACCUCCCAGGGAGGGGCUGGGGUGUGGCUCACUGGUAGAGCUCCUGCCUAGAAUUCCCUAGUGGUUGGGAUUGGGGGUGACUGUGGCUCUGUGCACAUGUUGGAAGCUCUAGAUUCCCUCUCUAAAUACUGCAAAAACAAACACCCAGCCGUGACAGCUCUGAGAAAGACAUUCCUGGCUGUACCACCAGGUGCCAAAACCCAACCUCGGGGCAGCACUGAACACUGUGGUUCUCAUUUCUGAAAAGAAAGCAGGCUGAGGCCAAAGCUCUAUGGGAAAGUGCUUGGUGCACAAGCAGGAAGACCAGCGUUCCUCUGAGCUCCAGCACCAGUGGAAAAGCCAGGCACGGCGGUGCACAUCUGUCACCCAGCACUGGCAAGGAAGACAGGAGGAUCCAUGAGGCUGACUGGCUAGCAAGCCUAGUGCUCUGUGCCCAGAGAGAGCCCACUUCAAAAGAAAAGGUGGAAAGUAAUUGUGGAAGACACCUGGCAUCUGUCUACCUCUGCUUCCCUAUGCACAUAAACAACACACACACACACACACACAGACAGAAGCAAAGGCCAGAUAGGACCCUGAGGAUGUUCUAAGGACAUCAGUUUGAGGACUCCAGACAGGAAAGAGCCUGUGGGAUUCUGAGUAGCUUUUGUCUCUAUAUGUUUAUCUAGGUGUAUUUUCUAAAUUAAUCUGUAUUCAUUCUAUAAUAAAUAAUUAAAAGAUGCAUUUACAUAAGCCCAGAAAGGUAUGAAAACAAAUGUAAACAGGAGUUAUUUAUAUCUGGGUGGUGGGAUGUGUUGAUUUUUUUAAAAAUAUGGAUAAUUAAAACCAUUAGUUUUUUUUUUUC